GUUGCGCAAAGCGUGGAUCAGCACAUUACGCUUAUCGUGAGUGGUGCAACGGUUAAGUCGGCAACGUGUCGAGGCUCUGGUUGUAACGGGAAGCAACUUUCAGGGAGCCUUAGGAGGCAAUUUGGUGGUGGCGGCUCCAUGGACUUCCAUGGGAACCGCUAAAUUACAGUUUUCGGUGCAUGGCGGCGUAUUGGAAUAUCGUGGAAGCCAGAGGACGGCACACCGUUGUUGGGGAUUCUUUUGGACGCUUCUCCCUGCAAGAGGACGUCAUCUGUGGUACGGUUGAGUGCUCGGCAGCCUAACCCGAGUUUUUCUAUGCCAAAGGUGCUCUCUGUCAUGGAAUCUUGUUUGUACGGGAACGACAACACCCUCUUUUUUGUGCAGGCGAUUCAGUGUGUGCAUUUUGGAGCGACAACGGCGUAUAGCAGUGGCAUUUUGCCUGUGUUCUUACCACCACCACCAGCAACACCACGUUCCACCUUGUACUCGUCGUUUUGCUCAAAAAGCCUUCACUUUUUUUUAUUCCACAGAUGUCCCGGUAGGUACUUGUCGGCCGAGACAGCGCCAUACGAGCACCCCGGGCUGGUUGUGCGCGGUGGAGUCUCACCAAUGAUCCACCUGGCGUACCCCCGCUAAAACACCCCCUCUUUUUUGUCGGACUGUCUGCCUACACCCCCCAUCAGACUGCCACAGCGCAGGCGGAUCGGUUCCCACGGCAUCUUUUUGCCAGCGCCCUGGCCCGCUAAAAGCGAGCACAGUAAGCCCUGGGGCUCAUGCCGUCUUAGCCAGAUUCGACGUACGCCCUGCUUGGCUCGUUCGGUCUCGCGCUUUCCCAUUCUGUAUAUAUCCACAAACUCUCCACGACUCAACCUUUACACCAGCAUCUUCCCCUCUCGCCCUUUAUUCCAGCAAAUCUCGAACUCUAUCUUACAACCUUGCUACGCCAACUCUUCCUUGUUGGGGUCAUCGAUAUUCCAAUUUUUGGAAGUCAAAUAAACCAACUCUCUUUGCUCGUUUAGUUUCGCUUUAGCACGCAAAUCCAACAACUACGACUCGCGAUCUCUCAUUGGCCUUGCUUUGUUGACCAUUUUAUAUACCAACCGAAUUCUCUCUCCGUCGAAUCACCGUUGCUAUUUUCCCUGCCUUGCUGCAAGAAAAAGCAUCAUCUGAUUGAAUCCCCAUUCUCCAACCAAAACAACACACACCGAUCGUAUAGUUGUCCAGCCUGUCACGACAGCCGGACAUCACCCCAAUACCUUCACAACGGAAUCCGUACCUUUAGAAAAGAUGGAGACGUACCAUGGCUACGUCCGUACCCCGGCGGAUGCUAUCAAGCUCUUCGAAGCCUGCCGCCUGGGCCUCCUCCCCCGCGUGCAGCGCCGUCUCUCUGAGAAGGAGAGACAGUCUAUCCGCUCUGGCUCUGUCUUCGUCUGGGACGAGCGGGAGGCUGGCAUGCGUCGCUGGACUGAUGGCAAGUCCUGGAGCGCCAGUCGCGUUUCCGGCAGCUUUCUCACUUACCGUGAGAUGGAGGGCAAGCGUGGAGGUGGCUUUGGUAACACCAGCCGCCGAUCCAACAAGAGCCCUGAUGGUCGCACCAGCGAUGAGGAUCUCGACGACAACGAGCCCGAGGGCUAUCGCUACAAGGCCGACGGUCUGAUGAAGCAGUCUUUCAGCAUCACUACCUCGACUGGCCAGCACCUCCACCUCAUCUCUUACUACUCUCGCCCUCAACCUGGACAGCCUGAGAUGCAACAGCCUACGACUGACGCUGCUCUUCGAGCAAUCGUCCCCGUCAAGGGCAUGUAUCCCGAGUCUAGCAUGGGCGAGACAAACCAGACUCCUGCUCUCACUCGCGCACCCAUGCAGCAAGCUCCCUACAUGAUUGCUCCUCAGCACGCUCCUCAACAGGCCUACCCUCCUCACUACCAACCGGGUUACGGAUGGCCUCCUUCUCCUGCGGUAACUCCCCCAUACUCGCACUAUACGACCGCUCCUUACCCUCCAACCGCCCACACUCUUCCUCCUCCUCAUCACGGCUACUCACAGCCCCCUCACUAUGCCGCUCGUCCUUACGAGCGUGCCUCGCUUCCCCCUUUGCAGCAUAGCACUCCUAAGACGGCAACUGUGCCUAGCUACCACGGCAUUGGCCACCGUCUCUCUCCUCCUCACUCGCAUGACUCUCUUCCUCACAUGCCCGCUGACCUUGCUCGCAAGGGCUCAAACGGUCCUCUACCGGCUCUCAACACUAUGACUAAACCACCCCAAGUUGGUGCCGGCACUCCCCCUACCCGCUAUGCCAGUGCCAGCCCCUCCCGCACCUCCAUCUCGGAGAUGCCUACGGGACACCGCUCUAGCCUUUCGGCGCUCCUCCACCCUACUCCUGCGAGUAGUGAGAAUGGCGACGACUGCAACUCUCGCAUGAACAGCAUUAGCUCAGGAAGAGGCGCAGUCUCUGAGGAUGCUAGAGCGUUGGGCAUGUUGGACCGCAAGUUCUGCCUCUAAGCGAGGCAGGCCACUGAGUGGCAUGUAUAUUUAUCUGGGCAUGGAAUUUCUUCAUACUGUAACCAAUGAGCGGGAUUACAGUAUUCAUUUUUUUUAUUCAACUUAUGGAAACACAUACACAUACACAGGCAUAAAGGGCCAGCCGUCGGCGCACGGCAACAUUUUAUGGGAAUUUAUUUGGCGUAUAUAUAUACCAAGUGCUCUCGCAGAGGGCCUUUACAUAGACAUGAAAUGAAACGACAUACUUUCAAACUACUCUAUUGUUCCUGUAAAGUUGUUUUAAGUGUAACUCUGCUUCUCAUCAAACUCUGUGACAAAUCGCUAUGACGAGACUUUGUACGCGUAAGGAUGGUUUCGGGAAGCC
[Torrubiella] hemipterigena is the source of this 2866-nucleotide messenger RNA. The record is from the annotation of a GenBank genome assembly. Lineage: Eukaryota; Fungi; Ascomycota; Sordariomycetes; Hypocreales; Clavicipitaceae.